CCAAGUCUGGGUUGCUUAAAUCCUGUGUACCAAACACCUCUCCUGUCAUCGUCUCCGAAAAGCCUAAACCCAGAACCUGAAUCGGACUCCAGUUUUCAGCCAAAAAAAAUCGACAAAAUACCUCCAUUAACCGAGGAUGCAGAGAGUAUGCAGUAAGCUACGGUUUCUGGUGUUGCGGUCUACCCAGAAGCUCGCUCCUGUCUCGUCUUCUCACUGCCUGCUACAUUCUUCCUUGCAAUCUCACCUACCCAGUCAAUUCACGACAAGUCUAUGGAGCUCGGACACUACUUUCAACUUGCGAAACUAUUAUCCUUCAGUAGCUCAUAUUUCCUUGGGCUCUUCUCUGCUUCCCCGUUCCUUGGUUCAAGUGCGGCAUGUUUCCUCCCGUGAGCGAGCAAAGAAGAGGAAGCCAAUGACACCAGUUAAAUCCAAAGUCAAGAAAAUUAAGAUGAAGUCAUAUUCGUCUUACAAGUCAAGAUUUAGGACACUGAAUGAUGGUACAAUUCGUCGCUGGAAGGAGGGCAAACGUCAUAAUGCACACUUGAAGGUGCAUCUUUUCUUGUUUAACCCAUUUUACCUUCCAAUUUGGUUGAAAACCAGAUGAAAGUCCAGCUAUUUAUACUUUUUCUGUCAUGGAAAGAAGUCCAGCCAACUUUAUGUAUUUUGCCUUUGAUGGUUUAUGAAUCUUAUCUUGAUUUGCUUUUGA
This is a messenger RNA of Carica papaya (papaya), 706 nucleotides long. The record is from RefSeq and is a predicted model, not a curated record. Lineage: Eukaryota; Viridiplantae; Streptophyta; Magnoliopsida; Brassicales; Caricaceae.